GAAACUGGGGCCAGCAAUCUCUGAAACCCUAACCGACUAAACCCCACGGCUCGAACUCCCAAAACCCUUCCCCGACCCUUCCCGCCGCCGCCACGCCGACCCCCACCACUUCCUCGCCGCCCGCCCGUCCGCCGUCGCAGCCAUGGACGCCGACGCCUCGCGCCAGGUGCGCGUGCGCUUCGUCACCAAGCUGCCGCCCCCACUACGGGCGCCGCCCGCCGCCAUCGCCGUCCCCGCCGACCUCUCCCGCAUGGGCCUCUCCGAGAUCGUCAACAGCCUCCUCGCCGCCGCCGAACCGGACCACCAGGCGCGGCCCUUUGACUUCCUCGUGGACGGCGAGCUCGUGCGGCUGCCGCUCCAGCAGUUCCUCCUCGCCAAGGGCAUCUCGGCGGAGAGGGUGCUUGAGCUCGAGUAUGUGAAAGCCGUGGCACCAAGGAAGCAGGAGGAACCCUGCCCCCAUGAUGAUUGGGUUAGUGCGGUCGAUGGAUCAAACCCGAGUUUCAUAUUAACAGGAUGCUAUGAUGGUCUUGCAAGAUUAUGGAAAGAUGGAGCAGUAUGCACACAAAUUUUGGAGGGACACAGCGAUGCAAUUACUUCUACCAGAUUCAUCAAUAAAGGAGUUGAAACUGAGGGCAAUCUGCAUGUAGUGACUGGCUCAAAGGAUAGGUCAUUGCGGCUAUACAAGUGUGAUGCAUCGGUCAGUAUGGACUACCCAAAGCGAGUUGGGGCUUACAAAAUUCUUCGUGGGCACACAUCAUCAGUUCAAAGUAUCGCUGUAGACCCUUCAAGUGAUAUGCUCUGUUCUGGUUCCUGGGAUAGCACCAUCAAGUUGUGGGCAAUUGAAGGAUCCGAAGAAGACGGUGAUGCUGUUUCAUUGAAGAAGAGAAGGAUGAAUUCUGACUCAUCUGGACCUGAAGAGUCUCAGUUAGAGGGUUUAGCGACUUCAACAUUUCUGGGACAUACACAAUGUGUUACUGCUGUUACCUGGCCUGAGCAGCAAACAAUAUAUUCAGCAUCUUGGGAUCAUUCUGUUCGGCAGUGGGAUGUCCAAACAGUGAAAGAAACAUGGAAUAUGUUUUGUGGGAAGGCCCUGAAUUGCUUGGACUGUGGCGGUGAGGGCUCUUCGUUGAUUGCUGCUGGAGGCUCUGACCCCAUCCUGAGGGUAUGGGACCCUCGCAAACCUGGAACAUUAGCUCCUGUUUUUCAGUUCUCCUCUCACUCAAGCUGGAUCACUGCCUGUAAAUGGCAUCCAAGCUCCUGGUUCCAUCUGGUAUCAUCUUCAUUUGAUGGGAAAGUCAUGUUGUGGGAUCUAAGAACAGCAUGGCCACUGGCUUCCGUGGACUCGCACAAAGAUAAGGUUUUAUGUGCCGACUGGUGGAAAGGGAACAGUGUGAUCAGUGGUGGAGCUGAUUCCAAGCUAUGUAUCGCAUAUGGUAUUGAAAUUGUGUGAAAGUUUUCUGUCGUGCUUCUUGAGUCCAUGGUACUGAGGUGCAAUGACAAACAAUGUUGGUCAACAAGCCAUACCUAAAAGCCAAACAAUGUCAAUUAUGGUUGGGAACAUAUGCAACCUUUCAGUCAGAUCAAGAUACAGCACAGGGCUUGGCAUUUUUGUAUGCACUUAUGCAUGAGUAUGCAUAAGUAAGAUCCAUAGUAACGGAUCACUACAUUUUGCUCUUCAACUUUUUUGUUUGUUACUUCAUUGGUGAAAUUGACACCAGAAUUGUUGUAUUAUGCCAAGAUCAUGAAUUACAAGUCAGUUGAUUGUUGGCUGGUUGCUGUGUUUUA
Molecule: messenger RNA, 1785 nt
Organism: Panicum hallii
Lineage: Eukaryota; Viridiplantae; Streptophyta; Magnoliopsida; Poales; Poaceae
Product: ribosome biogenesis protein WDR12 homolog
Exons: 14
Coding region: 143-1450 (435 amino acids)
Biological process (GO): ribosome biogenesis
Cellular component (GO): preribosome, large subunit precursor
Molecular function (GO): protein binding
Source: RefSeq, a predicted model, not a curated record